ACUUCGAAUAUUGAACAGAUUUUGGCUUGUGAAUCAGUGCUUGAUUUUGUAAAGUUUUCCUAUCAGGGGAUAGACUGGAAUUCACUUGUCAGACGAGAAACAUUAAAAAUACUAAACUUUGUGUAUUUGCAAGCAGGAUAAAUCAUUGUGAAUAAUGGCUGUUCCUGGUAAAAAGGCAUCUAAAAAAUUCUCAUCUACACUAUCUCAAGGUGGUGCUGAAGAUUUUGACAUUUAUUGUGAAAUAUGUGACAGAGCUGAUAUCAGGCUUCCUGCCUUUGGUUACUGUGUAGAUUGUGAGGAACACUUAUGUCAAUCUUGCUUCAAAACUCACAGACUACCAAAACCACUACGCCAUCACCAACUUUUAGAUAGAGAUCAUAUGCCACAACAACAAAAACUCCAUGGAUCAUCAAAAUCUACUUCCAAUCCACAGACUGGUAAUCUUACAAAGCCUUGUACUAAACACACCAAAGAAGUGAUUAAAUUCUACUGUCAUGACCAUCAUGCUCUUAUAUGUAAUGUAUGUGUGACCCUUGAACACACACCAACAUCCUGUCAUGUUGACUACAUACCAGACAUAUCAGGGCAGAUUUUAGACAGCACUGAGUUCAAGAAAACUCUGAAAGAUAUUGAUAAAUUGACAAACAAAUGCUAUCAGAUGACAAGUGACCUGAAACAAAGAGUUGGUAUAUCAACAACUUCUCUGAAAGAUGCUAUAGCAGAAAUUGAAAAUUUUAGAAAAGAGAUAAACAAGAGAUUAGAUGAACUAGAAAAGGAGGUUAAAGAUACUGCUACAACAAUCCAACAAGACAACAACAAAAAGUUGAAAACAACAGAAACAACAUGUGAUGACAUCAACAAAUCACUUCAAGCAUCAGCUGAUACUCUGAAACAUCUCAAUUCAAACAAGAAAACUGACCAACUGUUUACUGAACUUAAGAGAGCUCAGCAACUGAUUCAAGAUAAUAACAAUAUAAUAUCACAACUACCAACAAUCAAUGACAUUGAUGAGUACAUCUUUGAACCAAAUCAAGCUAUCAAGAAAUUCUUUCAAGAUGAGAAAUCAUUAGGAACAUUGAGCAGUAAGAAUAAGAAACAGCCAGCUGAACAAAAGAAUCAAGGUGCAGUAGCAAUGAAAUUGUCUACCCCUAGAAAAAUCAAUGCUAAAUCAUCCUCAGAUGAAAGAAUUGUUGGAUUACUGGUAUAGCUGUUUCACCUCAAAAUCAAAUAUUUGCAGCAGAUUUUGAAAAUCAGUCUAUUAAAAUGAUAAACAUCAAUAGUGGAACAAUAAAACAAUUAAAGCUUGACUCAAAACCCUGGAAUAUCACCAUUGUCUCCAGUGAUUUACUUGCUGUUACAUUACCGAGUAGAGAAACAAUACAGUUCAUUUCAUUCUCCCCAGACUCACUCUCACUGAAGAACAAAAUGAAGGUAGAUGGAUAUUGUCAAGGUAUCAGUCAUCAUCAGGGAAAACUUGCAGUCACAUUUAAAGAUCCUGCUAAACUACAAAUCAUUGAUUUGAAAGGUAAUACUGCAAUUACAGUUGAUAAAGAUUCCAAAGGUUACAAUAUAUUCAGUUCUCCUGAGUUUGUCACAACAAACAGUCAUUCAAUCUAUGUAUCUGACUGUCGCAACAAUGUAGUUCUACGAUUCAACUGGCAGGGAGAGAUGAUAGGAUCAGUAGGAAUUAAAGGACCAAGGGGUAUAACACUGUUACAUGAUGGGUCUUUCUUAGUGAAUGGUUGCUCAAGUGAUUGUAUAUACAGAGUAAGUGGUGACUUUAAAGACAGUAAAGCUAUACUGGAGGAUGUAGAUUUUACUCAAGCUGUAUGUUGGUGUGCUGACACUAGUACACUUUGUGUUAGUAGAUUUAUGGAGGACAAUGAUGACAAUUAUAUCAAAUUUUAUAAAAUGAUGUAAAGGACAUGACAAGAUAUGGUACAACACUAACAAUGGGAUAAACACAUCAGACCAUCAUCAUUCAUUCAAAAUUUAAUUUCUGAAAUUAUUGUUACAUUAUAUCACAUAAUUAUAACUUAGUUUUGUUGAUCUAUGGAUCCAGUGUCAGAUAAACAUUUUUUUAACAAUUUAACAAUUAAUGUAUCUAUUGUGUAAAUGUGAAAAAUUAUAGUAGAAUACAAACAGAUGUUUGCAAAAUUGUGCUCAAAAAUACAACAUACUAAUAAUAUGAACAUAACAAAUCUGCAACUUUUGAAAAUUUUCAUCAUUAACAUGAAUCAUUUGCUUCAUUGAUUAAUUUGUAAAGUUUACAUGAUAUAAAAGAUAAUUUUAUUUUCCAUUGAUGUAUUGAUACAAGUUUUUUUGUACACAAAUAAACUGAGUAAGAUGUAAUGCAACCAACAAAAUAUUUGACCCCAGUUUUUAUGUUUAAUAAAAAAUAAAAAAAAAUAAAAAUAGUAGAAUUAUAAAAUAAAAAAAGGAAAUGUAAAUUAAAUACAUUUGUAAUAUUGUUAUGUAUGAAUGAGAGUGUGUAUGUUAUCUAUUUUAAUAUUUAUGUCUAAUUUCAUAUUUAAUGUAAUAUUUUCAAGAUAUGAUCAUAUUGUUGAUUACAUGUACCGGUAUCUAUUUCUUAAGAUGUAAAAAGACAUAAGGCAUAUUUUAAGUUAAGUUUAUCUUAACUUAUAUCAAACUUAAUAAAUAGUAAUGAAUACCUAUAAUUACAAAUUAUUAUACGGACAACAACCACUUUAAAAUGUCCUGUAUUCCUAGUUUUUUAUGUUUCUAGAAUCUAAUUAAUUCAAUUACAGUAAAACUAAUAAAAGUUUCACCCAUAACACAAACCCUCUGAGCAACAGACACCCCUCUACAACAGUCAACAAACUGUCUGGCUGUUGUAGAAAGGUUUUACUCUAAUAGCACAAGAAGAUGUACAUGUGAUUAAAGAAAAGGAUGAAAAAUGUUCAUAUCAAUGUAAAUUAAAUAUUACAUAUCCAGUUUUGUACAUUAUCAUCAUGAAAAUGUCAAUAAGAUGAUUGUUGUUUUGCAUGACAUGUUUUUUUUGUUUAUAAUUCAUCAUUUCAUGUAAAUACAAAAAAAAAGA
Ruditapes philippinarum (Manila clam) is the source of this 3061-nucleotide messenger RNA. Its product is annotated as E3 ubiquitin-protein ligase TRIM33-like. The coding region runs from base 155 to 1207 and encodes 350 amino acids. Gene Ontology annotation, molecular function: zinc ion binding. The record is from RefSeq and is a predicted model, not a curated record. The transcript is spliced from 2 exons. NCBI's taxonomy places the organism in Eukaryota, Metazoa, Mollusca, Bivalvia, Venerida, Veneridae.